GGCGAUCGCCAGCCAGCCAGCUCAGUAUUCAAAGUGCGCUCGGGCCGAUCGGGUUAUUUUACUCUCUCUCGGUAUAGAAGAGGUCUCCCCCCAUUGGGACUGACCAACCUGCUGUAAAGUGGACUGUGUAGUGUAUAUAGUGACUUGUGUUGGGUGUGCAUUUCGCGGUUCGUGCCUGUCCAGUAGUUGCUGUCUCCUUCGCCCAAACGGGCGGUUAAUACGUUUGUGUGCGCGCCACGAGCUGCGCUGAUCCGGUAAUUGCGAUCAGGAAAUCCCCAAAUUCUUCCACAUGUGUCAUCGCCCCUCGGUAAUUCUCCGAAGAGCAAGCAAUUAAGUUCAAUUCAAGGAAGUCUAGCCAGAUAUAAUAGUGCAAUACAAAGUGCAAAAAUCACCUAUUGAAUCAUUCAAAGUUUACGAAACUGUGUUCCGAUCAAUCCGUACAAAGACGCAAACGUGAAUCCCUCGGAUCCUGAUUCGUGGGAAGUGAAGAAAUAUUAAGUCAUCAUCAUCGUGCAAAAAAAAUGCUGUGCAGCAUGAAAAAGCCAUGAAAAAGAAACGUGCAAUCCAAUCAUCGCAGUGAAGAGAAAAAAAUCCUAAAAUCACCGCCAAAUCGUUGGUGUCGUGUCAAUGCAAAAUCGACGACGACACCCAGCAACAAGUUGUUGAGCCGCUGGCGAAUGUUGUCUGUCGAUGUCGCGUGUGGUGAUGAAGUGAAAUUUUCAAGUUUGCUAAAAAUAAAUAUUCAAAGCCGUCGGAGAAGUUGAAACAGUGAAUUCGAUUGUGGCCUUAAUGGGGUGGUGCCACUCGAAGGUCCCGCAACCUGAAGUUGAAACAGUGAGGGAAGGUCUCAGAAAGUGAAAGAAAUAAGCACGCAACCAUUGGGAGGAAAGAAAAUGUGAUCAAAUAUGUUAAUAGAUGUGUAAGGUACAGUGUAAAUUGCAGUUGGUUGUCUGCUUGAUCGCGAGUGUCAGGUAAACGAACAACCAAACUUCUUACCGAUCGAUGAAAUAACCACAACCGCUGGACGAGAAGCAGCAGCAGCAGACUCUCGAAAAUGACCAUUUCGUAUUCCGCAGAGGUGCCCAAUGGCAGCAAUUUCGGAUGUUUCUGGCGCAUUCUUUGGAAAUGGCGUGGCAGUGUAUAUAAAGCCAUUUGGCGAGAGCUUCUAGCAUAUCUGUGCGUCUACUACACACUAAAUUUGACCUACCGAUAUGGUCUAAACGAAGAAGGGAGAAGAGUAUUCGAAAGGAUACGAAAUUACUGUGGGCAGCAACGUGAAAAUGUACCACUCUCGUUCGUUCUGGGCUUCUAUGUGAGUCUGGUGGUAAAGAGGUGGUGGGAACAGUACCGAUUGCUGCCCUGGCCGGACACGCUUGCCCUUUUCGUCAGUGCUGCCAUCCAAGGCCAUGAUGAAACUGGCCGACUGAUGCGACGAAACAUCAUGCGAUAUAUGGUCCUCGCUUACGUUAUUACUUUGCAGAAGAUUUCUCUGCGGGUGAAGCGUCGCUUUCCUACUUGGCAGCAUCUGGUCGAUGCCGGUUUGAUGCUGGAAAGCGAGCGGAAAAUAUUCGAAAUCAUGGACUCCAAGAGUCCCAUGUCCAAGUACUGGAUGCCCCUGGUAUGGGCAACAAACAUAAUCAAUCGUGCCAGAAAAGAUCAGAUGAUCCCCUCGGAUCACAUUGUGCAGACUCUGCUGAUGGAGCUGUCCGAUAUCCGUCGACGGUUAGGAGGUCUCAUCGGUUACGAUACGGUCUGUGUACCGUUGGUUUAUACACAGGUCGUCACGUUGGUGUUGUAUUCCUACUUCACGGCCGCUAUCAUGGGCAGUCAGAUGAUUCCAACAUUCGACCCCAAGACCAACACCUACAUGGAGCUGGACGUAUACUUCCCGCUGUUCACAGCGCUACAGUUCGUGUUCUACGUGGGUUGGUUGAAGGUUGCCGAAGUUCUUAUCAACCCGUUCGGUGAAGACGACGAUGAUAUUGAAUUGAACUGGUUGAUUGACAGACACAUCAAGGCAUCGUACAUGAUCGUCGACGAAAUGCACGAUGAACAUCCGGAACUGCUAAAAGAUCAAUACUGGGAGGAAGUCGUGCCAAAAGAAUUGCCAUAUACAGUUGCGUCCGAACACUAUCGACGAGAGGAACCGAAAGGAUCGGCUGAACACUACGUCGUUAAGGAGUCUGAAGCGGUCUACGCUAACAUUGGAGGAGGAAAGCGUCCUGUGAAUGACGAAGUUUAUGCUGAUUACGAAAGCGUGGACACUCCAAUGGCUGAACGGCGUAAGGGGUGGUUCGGUAGGCAGAUGAACAGAUUUUCAAUACGUAGCGCAUCGACGACUUACUCAUCCGGCGGUCUGUUCAAGCGCAACCGGAAUAAUUCGGUGUAUUCUAGUCCGGAGGCAGGCAUCACACAACCAAUUGCCGUUGGUGCCCCGAUGCAAAAAAUCAGCUUCUACGACAAAUUUGUGAGGAAAAAAUCCGGCCAUCAUCCGCGACAGAUAGUCAAACAAAAUUCUAAACUGAGCCUUAAUGGGUCCGUGAUUUCAAGUGUGCCACCGAAGGCCCGGCCUCGCAUUCCUACUCCAGACGUUGCCAAGGAUAGCAAAAUGCAUCCACUAGCGAAUAUCGCCACUCUACAUGAUCGGACGUCCAACAUAGCGUCCGGUGUGGCGCUGAUGACCACUCAGCUGGCCAACAAUCCGUCCAUCUACCCAGCGUCCACGCAGUCGCUGCACAACAGUGAUUUGCCGGUAGUCGGUACACUGUUGCUGGCUCCAAUCAAGGAGCUCGACUCGAACUCCGUGUCCAAUACUCUGCACGCCGGCCAAUCGGCAACGGCUGCUCUGGCGAAGUCAAUUUUGCCGUCCAACAUCAAAAGUUCUGUUACCACCUUCACCAAGGACGGAACCAAUUUGGAGCUGGCACUCAGCAACAGCUCUACACUGGGUAAGGCCGGAACCCUCGGUGCCAAUACGGUCCUAGUCCUUCCGGCAGCCGCUGGCCCCAACGGUUCCGCCGACAGCACCGAUAGUGGCGGAACAACUGCAGCCACCACAGCAAACCUGGUCCCGGCCACAGCCGUCCCGGUGACCGUAUCCUCCGAUGCCAUCCCACUCUCGAUUACCUCGAUACCGUUGACCUUCACCGUAACUCCGGUCACAACCACGGCGGCGGCAAACGGAAGUGCCGGAACCAUCAUCACCGAUUUGCCAUGCGACAACGGCGUAGAGGUCAGCACCGUGACGCUCAACAAUGAGAAAAAGCUAUCGACUUCCGAGCCGUCAUCGUCCGCAGCAUCGACACUGAGCAAACGGAAGCCGAAACACAGUGAAGUCUAUGUUUGAGCCGUCGUUGCUAAAAGUUGCAUGCUCGUACCUAUAUGCAUUGAACAAAAAUGUUGAAUCUAGAUGCAGACAAACAGACAUAAAAUUCGGAAUAAUUUCUUUCGAAAUCCACCGAACACUUCACACAAUCAUCAUCUGGUGGUCAUAUUUCACGUAGUACAUUUACCUAUGUGCAACAAAGCCAGUAGAAAGCGCUUAUGUAAAAAGUGAAACACCAAGGAAAAUGAUGCGUGCGCCUCUUGUUGUGAGGUAUGAAAUAUAGGAACAUGGAAUUGAAACAGCGUGGUAGAUGAACUUUUCGACAUUGUUACGUCUGUUUGUCUGUGAUCAAUCUACUAAUCAUAUUAGUGGUUAGGAUUUCCAAGAUGUCUACAAAAUUUAAAGGACAUUCAAAUGCAAUUUCCAAUGUUUCAAACAAUAUAUGUCAAAAAACAUGUUCAAGCUAUUAGUAAUAGCCUAUCACCAUCUGCAAUUUCGUAGCAUGAGCGACUUUACAAGUUACAAUGAUAAAAUGACUCAUAGGACUUGUUUUGAAUGCUAGACCAUUGCGUGCCUAACAAAUGAUGCACUCGGAUGGUGCUGUGACAGGUUACAUUUGUAUUAGAAGACGACAAACAACAGUAUACUUAUAUGUAAAGUGAAGCAUUACCUUUUUACAAACAAUUGUUCAAACGGCUGCAAAACUUACUGAUUACUGAUUAGACGAUUGUUUUAAUUUUAUAAACAAAAUAGCAUUUCAUGUUGCUUAGAGCAUUGCUUAGGAUUUUAAAAUUGUGUAAAUAGAACAAGGUAUUUUAAUUAUAGGCUAACGAGAAUCAAGUCGAAUACAAUUUUAUUCCUGUGUUAGUCCGAACAGCAACCACGAGGAGAACAAGUGAGACAUUACAAUAAACCAGACGGUCAUGUUUUAUUCAA
Molecule: messenger RNA, 4261 nt
Organism: Aedes aegypti (yellow fever mosquito)
Lineage: Eukaryota; Metazoa; Arthropoda; Insecta; Diptera; Culicidae
Gene: Best2
Product: bestrophin-2
Exons: 9
Coding region: 1055-3346 (763 amino acids)
Molecular function (GO): chloride channel activity
Source: RefSeq, a predicted model, not a curated record